Hibiscus syriacus is the source of this 522-nucleotide messenger RNA. RefSeq lists its product as uncharacterized. The coding region runs from base 1 to 522 and encodes 173 amino acids. The record is from RefSeq and is a predicted model, not a curated record. Lineage: Eukaryota; Viridiplantae; Streptophyta; Magnoliopsida; Malvales; Malvaceae. The transcript has a single exon.
AUGGGAAAUGGAUAUAAUCAUCAUAUUCGACACCAGAACAUGCAUUUUAAUCACAAGCUAACUUUCUUGCCCAUCUUUUGUUCCAGACCAUCCGUUAAAGAUGUCAGCCUCCCCAAAUGGCAAGACAAAUCCGAACAUUUGUCUCCCAAGAUCAGUUGCAUCGGACAAGUGAAGCGGAGUAACAGGGUUGUUGGGUGUCCUACUUCUCACAAAUUCAAUAUCACAACCAAGAACGAUAAUGGCAUCAAGUAUUUCAAACUCAAGAAGCUGUUUUCUGGGAAGAAUCUAACCGGCAGCCCUGCCACCGCCACCGCCACCAGUUGCAGAAGAAAGGAGAAUUCGGUUUCAAUCAACAUUGAAAAUUUGGAUCCGCCGUUGCCUGUGACCAAGAGAGCUCCGAAACAAGGUGAAAAAGACGAUGGGGAUACUCUUUGGGAGAGGAGAUCCCGUGGGGUUGCAUUGAAAAACUUGCAACUUCAACAGAUUCAACUCAACAAACAUCAAGUACCGAUGACAGUUUGA